AUGCCUCCCAAAAAGCGACUUGCUCCCGGCGAGGAAAGCGAAAAUUUCAACCCCCUUGACACGCAACUACCCCAGUCCAAGGCUCAAAAAGGUCCCGGUGGCGUUCGUCUAAAGACUGCAGCAAAAGCUGCCCCGAGCACCAAGACAAAGAGCCACAAGCUGCCGCCUAAGGAGUCAAAGAAACAGAACAAUUUAAUCAGCGAGGUAAUCGAUCUCGAUCAGAUCGAGCAUGAAAAGCCUUAUCGAGAGCAGCUCCACCGAAAGCCAGAGGUUCGCAUCAAAAAAGUGCCACCACCGACUGGCAAAUUUCCGCUCUUUACAGACGGAGAUGUUAUCAUUCAUCUUGAGUGUAAAGGCUGGUUAUCCACAUACCAGCUCCAUUCUAGUACGCUCGUUCAUGCCUCGGCAUGGUUCGGGGAGACCGUAGAUUUGGACAUGAGUAUGCUUGAAGCCGACCCUGUUAGAGGCGCCAAGAUGCAGAAACGAUACAAAAUCAAGGCGAGAUAUGAGCUGAAGGUCAACCCAGACUUGAAGGUUUAUCUUCUCAAGAGAGGCAGCUUCACAUACUUCAACGAGCAAGUGCCCUCUAGACUGGGAUCAAGUAAGGCCGGACCUCAAAAGUCUCUUGGGCAAGCCCUGCAAGCCAAGAUGCCUGCGAGCGACGCUGCAGUCAAGAAAAGUAUUUCACAGAGUGCAGCCCUUGAAGUCAUAGAUGAAGACAAGCAUACCCACCAGCCGGUCAUCAAGGAUGGAGUUUCAGAAAUAUCGAGAUCUGCGGGAGAGCCCAGCGAAGCAAAGAAGAUCGCCGAGUCCGUCGACAAGCCAGAGCAGCCUACAAUUCCUAAGAGCGUGACCGACAUGGCCCGGUUAUCGAUAUCUGAGAGUCCCGUCAAUGUCGGAUCUUGUGAUGCUUCUUCAUCUUUCGAGGGUAAGCCCAUUGAAAAGGAAGAGGUUACCACAAAUUCGGCGCUGGAUAUCGACACGGCCAUGGUGGACAACUGUGGAGAGUCAACCAACGUUCAUGCUCUGGCCUCUGACACUGUUGAGAGUGCUUCUGUCAAGAGUGACAACGACACCACGAUGACCGACAUUCCCGAAGAUACUGUACCUGAAGGUAACGACACUCACAUGAGCUUGCCUAUCAUUGGAAAGCCUAUGGAGGCAUGUGGUUCUGGGAUGGACUCGGCUCUCAAGGAGGUAGCAACUUCAACAACUCUGUCUCCCACGGCCCGAUCUCAAAUCGCUGCCAGUCUAACAACUGAUACGCCAGCCCUGGCUUCCGAAGAUGCCGUCACGACAGAGCCUCCAGCUCUAGGCCCAAUGUCUGCCGAGCCGGAAAACACAGAUGUUCAUGUUCCAGCUCCAGCCUCGGCGAUGGAUGGAAAUGCCGUCGCUGAGAAGGAGAAACUCUCCGAAAAGGAGCAUGUCGACACAGAGAAGUCCUCUGCUCUCCCAGCUGCUACGGCCAAAGAACAGCUUCCCCAGAGCAGCACACCCGCGGGCCCGGUCCAACCAACUAGCCAAAGCCAGGGAACCGCAGAAGCCGAGUCUCCCAAGUCCACAGCCAUCGCAAUCAAAGGUCGGAUCGUGAAGAGCCCGAGAGGAGUUACCAAAUUCGCGAUGGCGACCAAUCACUUUGUGGCGCGACCACUCGCAAUCAGAAGUGGACACGACUUCGCAUUUGCCCACCACAACCUCUUCCUUGCAUAUUACAACCUGCCUCUGACGAUCAGCACUGUCGACAUCGACUUCGCCCUAGACCACGCAGAGCUACUUAUCGAUGUCGCCCGUCUAUAUGGCUCAAUCCCCAUGGUUCGAUCGCACAUUACCAGCGCGCUCAUGAACUUUGGCCGGGACCUCUACCUCGCUAUCAUGCACGACCCACCUCGCUGGAUGCAGCUCGCAUACUACCUUGAAUCGGCUCCAAUCUUCAGAGAGGGACUGAUCCACGCCGUGGGAAGCUAUGGAUGGUGGCCCUGGUCGUCCUUCCACCCACCCGAGAUGUUCGCUCAAACCAUCGAGGUGAUGAACCGAAAGCUCAGCGAGCUGGAGGCCUUGAGAUCUGCUGCUGCCGACUCUCUCGACGCGGCCCAGCUCCAAGUAGGAGAUGUCGAUCUGACAGCCGAUUCACUCACAGCGGCCACUGCGGACAUCUGGUCAGUCGGGCAGCAAUGGAAAAGCUGGUUCAACGGAGCUCUGGCAGAGGCUGACAGCAAGGCUCCCCAAUCCAACCCCAACCUCGAACACACCAGGCGACUGGAUCACGCGGGCGUCUAUCGCUUGAUCUUGAAGGGCGGAGAUGCAUACUUGCCACUUGAGGAGGUUCUCGAUCGAAUCGAAGCCAUCAAACCAGAUGGCGCGAAGGUUCCAUCGAAGGGUCGCGAGGUAGAGAGAACUCUGAAGACCAUGAAAGACUAUGCCCAAGAGCAGGUCGCAGCCCUUUGUGUGAACAACUCUAUGCUCCCGGUGGAAGAGGUCGGAAUCGACUACUUCACCUGCAUCAACUUGAAGGACAGCGAAAUGCCAUGGGUCAAGCCUCGUGGUGCGACUGUCCCUAAGAGAAAAGUUCAAUCUUAA
Drepanopeziza brunnea f. sp. 'multigermtubi' MB_m1 is the source of this 2577-nucleotide messenger RNA. RefSeq lists its product as uncharacterized. Lineage: Eukaryota; Fungi; Ascomycota; Leotiomycetes; Helotiales; Drepanopezizaceae. The record is from RefSeq and is a predicted model, not a curated record.